Ctenopharyngodon idella (grass carp) is the source of this 5633-nucleotide messenger RNA. RefSeq names its product CCCTC-binding factor (zinc finger protein) (gene ctcf). Gene Ontology annotation, molecular function: RNA polymerase II transcription regulatory region sequence-specific DNA binding; DNA-binding transcription factor activity, RNA polymerase II-specific. The record is from RefSeq and is a predicted model, not a curated record. Gene Ontology annotation, cellular component: nucleus. The transcript has 12 exons. Gene Ontology annotation, biological process: regulation of transcription by RNA polymerase II. Bases 1507 to 3888 code for a protein of 793 amino acids. Lineage: Eukaryota; Metazoa; Chordata; Actinopteri; Cypriniformes; Xenocyprididae.
UAUACAGAUUUUAUUAAAAUUUUAGUCUUUCACACUGAUAAUUCCAAUUUGGGACUGUGGGAACACAGUUAAGCUAUUCUAUUCUCUUCUAAUACCUUCUUAUAUUAUAAUAAGAGGAUCAAAUACUGCAAUGUUAAACAUACUUUGAUACAAAUUUGACUUAACGUCUAAAAAAAGCCCACAUCCCGUAAUUCAAAAGUAGCGCCCCACACGGCCAAUCCGCACACUGCUUUUGUUUACAGCCCUCCCCCUCGCCACCGCCCCCCUGCGUGAAGCGCAUGCGCAACAGCCGCUAAGGGCCGCCAUUUUGUGCGGAGCCUACUCUGCAAAAGCGGGAGAGGAUUAAAACCGCCGGAGGUGAAGGACGCAAUUUUACUCCGUCUCGUACUAAAGGAAGAACAAACCCUGGGCUUUCUGUCGAAUUCAACGCGAGAGUAAAUCACCAAAAGCAGGUAAAACAGCGCUACUUUUCCGAAAGGGGGGAGUUUUGCAGGAGCUUUAAUCGGCCUCUAGGUGUCACGAUGGGGCUCCCAGUCCAGGCGGCUGGCGGGGGGUGUUUGUCUCCCUCUAUCGUUAUCGAAAAUUUAGCAAAAAACAUUUAUAACCCAGAAGUUCGGGCUUCAGCCCGAUUAUUAAGCACUAUUGAAACUAUAUCAGACUGCAUUUUACCAAGAUGCCAUUAUUUAACGCCAGGAUGUUUGCUUCAAUCUUUAGGCCAGGCGUCCAUUUUCUGUUUCUUCUCUUUGUUUCCUGUCUUUAGAAACCCGCCGUUUCUGCACGCGCACUUAGCCAACCAGCUAAUAUACCUCUUAAAGUUGACUAGUUUCCAACCAUACAACGACCAAAUAGUUUAGAACAAGCACCUAAAUUCACAAACGUCAAAUUCGCGAGGUUUUACUCUUAAUGUGUGCUAUUUUAAGCAACAAAACAUAUUUUAGCUAGCGCCUAUCGCUCUGUUCGCGCCCCUCCUCGAGCAGUUAAAUUCAAACCCGAGACGAAGAAACAUUGACCCGGUUUGGCGAUAAUAAAGUCCCAUUACGACGGCCUCAGUUCGCUCUUCGGUCCUUAUCACUCCUGGAAGCCGAAAUAACGGGUUUAAGCCUAAAUUAAAUAACAAAUAAAUGCAUCUUUGGUGAUUUAGCAUCCGUUCUGCCGCCGAUGCUAGCGUAUUGCGCAGAUUAAAAUCAAACGAGGAAGAUGCCGUUGCUAAACUAUACCGAUAGCCAUUUUCGAUAAGUAGGACCGAGCCUCGCCGUACACUCCCCGAAUCCCAGAGUUUAUCGCCUGAAAACAGCCGAAUCGCCGCAGUCGUCGGUCUCAGUGCGACCGCUCACUCUUAUUGAAAAGACUAACCUCAAGCAACAAACGACUGAAGGGAUAAAAACUGUAGAGAGCUCCCUCUACAACCCGACUGGUAGUGGUACAAAAACACGAUUAACCAUCGCAGAAUGCCCUCUUGCUGUGGAAAAUCAUAAGGGUGUUUUAAAACGUGUGAAGGUAUUACCCAUGGAAGGGGGACCGACUGAGGCAGUGGUGGAAGAUGCAGGGGAUGCUUUCAAGGCCAAGGAAUGUAAGACAUACCAAAGGCGACGAGAAGAUGAGGAAGUAGGAGCCGAAUUGCUGCAGGCUGCUGGGUUAGAGCAAGCCCAGGUUGAAGGAGAGCCUGUGGUGGAGGCCCAGCAACAGUUGGUCGAGAGUGUCGUUAAUGUCAACAGCAGUGUGGAGAUGAUGGUGAUGGACUCCCUGGACCCUGCCCUCCUCCAGAUGAAGACAGAAGUCAUGGAGGCUGCUGUCGGAGCACCUGUUGGUGCUGCCCAUGAAGCCACGGUUACAACUGUCGAUGACACUCAGAUCAUCACUCUGCAGGUAGUGAACAUGGAGGAGCAGCAGUUGGGCUUGGGAGAGUUGCAGCUAGUGCAGGUGCCUGUUUCUGCUGUGCCCGUCACUGCUGCCACUGUGGAAGAGCUGCAAGGGACACUGGUUGAUGCCACUGCCAUGCCUAAAGAUGGGGAGCCUGUCAUCUGUCACACCCUGCCAUUGCCUGAGGGCUUCCAGGUGGUCAAGGUGGGUGCAAAUGGAGAAGUGGAAACUGUGGAGCAAGAUGAGCUCCAGGCCCAAGAGGAUCAGCCUCCACAGCAGGAGGAGGAGGAGAUGGCUGAAGCCCAAAAUGAAGACCCCACGUGGUCUAAAGAUCCAGAUUACACACCCCCUGUUAAAAAGGUUAAGAAGACUAAGAAAAGCAAGCUGCGCUACAACACGGAGGGCGAUAAAGACAUGGAUGUGUCUGUGUAUGACUUUGAGGAGGAGCAGCAGGAGGGACUGCUCUCUGAAGUCAAUGCUGAGAAAGUUGUGGGUAAUAUGAAACCGCCCAAACCAACCAAAAUCAAAAAGAAAGGUGUUAAGAAGACAUUCCAGUGUGAGCUGUGCAGUUACACCUGCCCGCGCCGUUCCAAUCUGGAUCGCCACAUGAAGAGCCACACGGAUGAGAGGCCUCACAAGUGCCAUCUUUGUGGACGAGCCUUCAGGACUGUGACAUUGCUGAGAAACCAUCUCAACACCCACACAGGCACCAGACCACAUAAGUGCACUGACUGUGACAUGGCCUUCGUCACCAGUGGAGAGCUGGUGCGACACAGACGCUACAAGCACACUCAUGAGAAACCAUUCAAGUGCUCCAUGUGUGACUAUGCCAGUGUUGAGGUUAGCAAGCUGAAGCGGCACAUUCGCUCCCACACUGGAGAACGUCCGUUCCAGUGCAGUCUGUGCAGCUAUGCCAGCAGAGAUACCUAUAAGCUGAAGAGACAUAUGAGGACCCACUCAGGAGAGAAGCCCUAUGAGUGCUAUAUCUGUCAUGCUCGUUUUACCCAGAGUGGUACCAUGAAGAUGCACAUUCUGCAGAAGCACACAGAAAAUGUGGCAAAAUUUCACUGCCCCCACUGCGACACAGUUAUUGCUCGCAAGAGCGAUCUCGGUGUGCACCUCCGUAAGCAGCAUUCCUACAUUGAGCAGGGCAGGAAGUGUCGUUACUGUGAUGCUGUGUUCCAUGAGCGCUAUGCUCUCAUCCAGCAUCAGAAGUCCCACAAAAAUGAGAAACGCUUCAAGUGUGACCAGUGUGACUAUGCGUGCCGUCAGGAGCGUCACAUGGUCAUGCACAAGCGCACCCAUACUGGGGAGAAGCCAUACGCCUGCAACCAAUGUGAGAAGACUUUCAGGCAGAAACAGCUCCUGGAUAUGCACUUUCGGCGCUACCAUGACCCCAACUUUGUACCCACAUCCUUUGUUUGCACCAAGUGCGGAAAGACCUUCACUCGCAGGAAUACUAUGGCCAGACAUGCAGAGAACUGCACUGGUAUGGAUUCUACUGAUGGAGAGAAUGGAGCUCCACCUAAAAGGGCUCGUGGUGGCAGAAAGAGGAAGAUGCGCUCUAGAAAGGAUGAUGAUGACGAUGAUAGCGAUGAGCAUGGAGAUCCUGACCUUGAUGACAUUGAUGAAGAGGAAGAGGAUGAGCCUCUUGAUGAUGAGCAGAUGGAUGUGGAACAGGCUCCACCCAGCGUUCCCAUCCCCGCACCAGCUGAACCUCCUGUCAAGAGGAAACGGGGCAGACCCCCCAAGAACGCACCCAAGGCAUCUCCUACAAAGUCUAUCGCCAAAACCACCACAGCAGCUGCUGCCAUUAUCCAGGUGGAGGAUGAAAGCACAGGGGCCAUUGAGAACAUCAUUGUGAAGAAGGAGCCUGAGGGCUCUGAUGCAGUUGUAGCUGCCCAGCCAGUGGUAGAGGAAGUGGAGGCAGUCGAGGCUGGUGUAGAAACAGUGCAGCUAGCUGUCCCUGAAGCUGCACCUAAUGGUGAUCUUACUCCUGAAAUGAUCCUUAGCAUGAUGGACCGGUGAUCUGGGGAUAUGUGUGCGCACACAGGCUGAUCACACAUGCUUGCAUAAAUGCACAUCCCCAUAUGUGUCCCCUGAAUAUAUAUAUAUAUACAUAUACACACAUGCUCACAUCCUUUUUUUUUUUUUUUUCUUCCCCUCACCUCCUUUAAUUCCACGCCAAGUCCUCAUGUCCUGCAUCAAAUCUCUUAAGGACUCCAUUGUUCCGCUACCUUUUCCUAUAAAACCCUACUUAAAUUUUGUCUUCUCAUGACGGAUCACAAAGCUGCGCUUUUCUACUGUUUCUAUCACACCAGUAGUUCAACUGCUGAGUUUUUUUUUUUUUUUUUUUUGCUGUGUACUUUGUACGUGGAGAGGCCAGAUGAUUUUUUUUUUUUUUUUUUUUUUUUUUUUUUUUUGAGAGCAGGAAUGUCUCUGACAUUACAUGGUAUAAUACAUGCAUCUAGACUUUUCUUUACCCAUCUAACCUUCUGUCUUCAUUUGUCAUUUUAAAUCUGACAUUACCAUGGCAAUAUUGAGAAACAAUAUCAUUUUGUGCCUGGUCAAGCCUUGAUAUCUAGAAUCGCUGUCACUGCUGUAGAAAAUCCUCUCAAUGUUUGACAUUAAUGAUGACUUUUAUUCGCUGUUUGUUCCUCAUGUGCUCUUUCACUGGUCACAGAUGAUAAUGUUAGAGAGCGUAGAAAUGUAGCCGCCUAAUUAUCAAGCCAGGGACGAUGACAUCCAUCCAUAUGUUAAAAAAAAAACCUGCGGUUGAUAAAUUUGUACAAAAAAGGUCAUCUUGGCUAGUCUUGCUUGUAAAUAAUUUUUAUUUUCUGUUUUAUUAUGAACAUUUUAAUCUUUUUCUAGUGAAUUGAUGACCUUGAAUGCUAGGGCAAUGGCUUUUAACAGUAGUUGUUUGGAAACAUGCCAUUGAAAGCUUUCAAAUUACUUGUGGGGCAAAAUAAAAGCCUGAACAAUCAUGUAGGCUGCAUAACCCCUUUUCUUUCUGUCCCUCUGUCGCUUGAAUCGUUGCAUUUGAGUCUGCUCAACUCGCUUGAUGGGGAGGGGUUGCUUAGUCUUUUUCCGAGAGAGUGGCUUUAAUAUUGUUCCACCUGACAAAUAGGCUUCCUUGUUGGAUUUUGUUCUAGCUUUUGUAAAAGGAGGAAAAGGGACAGAUCUGGGCAGGUACAGCAACAUGCAUGUCUCCAAUCUUUUUGAUCUGUUUUGAUGUGGUCGUGUUCCCAACAACCACCCCUAAUAUUAAAUAAAAACUAUGUGACCCGAGUUGUUAGUUUCAUGGGAUUCUGGAAGGAGACUUAAAGUUUACAAUAGGUUUUUCAGACCACAUUUAAUUUAAGAAGUUUAAUACGAGUGUUCGAGGAAGCUAUUUUGAUACGAACUGUUUCUAGAAGAGGAAGCUUGGAUAGGAUAUUUGUAAAAAGUUGUCACUUGUUCAAAAGAGCAAUGUCCUUAUUUCUGAUUAUUUGUUUUUCUGAUUCAGAAUGAAGUUUUCCUCCAACAUGUAAUUGCAUUUAAAUUGCUUUCUUUUUUAAGCUCUUAAAAUUCUAGGUUAAUGCUUCUUGGUUUUUUUUUUUUGUUUGUUUUGUUUUGUUUUUUAACCUAGCUGUACUGUUUGAAUUUUACAAUGGUCAGAAAAAAACAACCUUAUAAAGACAUUUAUUAUGGCUGGGUGGAGUAUAGAGGGCCUAUAAGGUAAGAUGGUGUGGAGAAUGUAUUGCUGUACAGCUAAUAAAAGAAUAUUGUCCUAA